AUGUUCAACGCUAUACGUACACUCACUCGAGUUCCCUUGACAACAAGACCUCCAUGUGGACGCAUGUUGCACCAAUCGGCUUGUCGACGCACCAUUGACCCGGCUCAUUGGAACAAGACGAGCCUCAUGCGCCUUCGCAAAAGCCAACUUGAAGACCUUGCACGUGAACAUGAGCUUUCGACGGGUGGUACCAAACUUGAAAUUGUGCAGAGACUCUUGCAACAGAGCAGCAGCAAUACGGCUUCAUGGGAAAUGGAUGAUCCUAUCGAGCGUCGCGUUCAAGAUGUGAUUGCUACGCAACGUAGUCAAGCUGAAAAAUCGGAGCCAGGGUCGCGUCCCACCUUUGAGGAUAGCAUGGAAGCUUCUUCUGAUGUCAUUGAUGAGGAACAAGAACACAAAAAGAAGAACACCGCCAAUCAAGAAAUGGAAGCUGGCAAUUGGGUGGAAGCAUUUGAACUAAAGUUGGGUCAUUCUCAUCUUCGACAAAAACCCAAACGAUCCAACAUCUUUUCUUCAGCACCUUCCAAUGUUCGUUCAUCCUCUGCCAUCUCUCAAGCAACUGCUACUGCUGAUGCACCUCUUCAUCCUACCCCACCUGCACCAGCAGUUGCCCUGGACAACAAUGAACCUAUGCCAGAAGAUAUCAAUCAACAUUGGGUCCGUGCAUUCGAACAAAAGGCUACCAGUCAACGAUCUCGACGCCACAUGCUUGGAAAUGACACAUUUGCACCUACGGACAUUGAGCCCAACGUAUUGGAUUUUAUCGACACACAGGAUACUCCAAAGCAACAACCUCAAGAACAACCCUUGAAUGAUCAAGUGGAACAGGAACUUGUGGAUGCCUUGAAAUCUGAUUCGUCUACUACUACUACUCCUUCCACCACUACAACAACAACAACAACUACAUCCAGUGCCACUGCCGACAAUGAAAAGAAGGAGGAUCCAGCUAACAGCAAUGUUGUGAUCACUUCCAUGAUUGGUUCAGGCCUGUUGGUGUGGGUAGCAGGUGGUGAGAAAGGGUUCAAACAUCUUGCUGAUAUCCUUAUGAGCUCUUCCUAG
Molecule: messenger RNA, 1059 nt
Organism: Lichtheimia ornata
Lineage: Eukaryota; Fungi; Mucoromycota; Mucoromycetes; Mucorales; Lichtheimiaceae
Exons: 1
Coding region: 1-1059 (352 amino acids)
Source: RefSeq, a predicted model, not a curated record